CCGGCGCUCGGAGGAAAUGAAGGCGAGUUCCGCCGAGGCGGGAGCCAUUACCCGCCGCCGGACCUGAGCCCCCCCCUCCCGCCGCCGCCGGGGCCCCGCUCCGCGCCCCCCGCGCCCCGCACGCCCGUCCCGGCACAGCCUCGCAGGCGAUGCCAGCGUCUGGCCGGAAGAGGAAGGCCAACUUCUCCAAUGACGAGACCGAGACGCUGGUCUGGAAUGUGGUCCGGCAUUUCAGCGCCCUGUACGGGUCCGAGGCCCUGCGGGCUCACCCCGUGCGGCGGAAGCAGCUCUGGACCCAAAUCCAAAGCCGCGUCAACUUCCUGGGCUACACCGAGCGCUCCAUUGACGACCUCAAGCACAAGUGGCGYGACCUGCGGCUGGACGUCAAGAAGAAGAUCACCUCCAAGAAGCACCUGCCCAUGAACCGCGCCGGGGGGCCGCUCCACAAGCCACGCCUCACACCCCUGGAGAAGAUGGUGGCUUCCACCUUCCUGCAGGCCAGCCACGACUCGGAGCCCGAGAUCAUCCUGGACCCAGGUCAGUGGUGGCGGUUCUCCAGGCAGAGGAUGCUUGGAGCAUUGGCGUUCCCGCUGUGCUCCCCGAAGGACAUCCGGCCACGCUGGCAUUCUGAGCUGGCCACUGUGGAUUGUGGAAAGAGACUCUGGGAUUUGUGUUGGGAAUAGAGCACCCAGCAAAGCCAUGGUCACGUUGUACCCAAGUGCCAAUUACCAGGGUAGGGAACGGUGYGGGCUGGGAUCAGAAAUCCUCUGUGGAAAUAACCUGGGCUCAGUGAAUCACAGAAAUGCCAGAAUGGUUUGAGUUGGAAGGGACCUGUAUAUUCUAUUCCACCCAGUGCCAUGGGCAGGGAYAUCUYCCACUGCUCCAGGGUGCUCCAAGCCUCGUCCAGCCUGGGCUUGGACACUUCCACAGGGGCAGCCACAGCUUCUCUGGGCAUCCUGUGCCAGAUSAACGGGAUCAGCARCAACACYUCAAACUU
Messenger RNA from Malurus melanocephalus (red-backed fairy wren), 997 nucleotides. RefSeq names its product t-SNARE domain-containing protein 1-like. NCBI's taxonomy places the organism in Eukaryota, Metazoa, Chordata, Aves, Passeriformes, Maluridae. The record is from RefSeq and is a predicted model, not a curated record. Bases 150 to 683 code for a protein of 177 amino acids. Gene Ontology annotation, cellular component: nucleus. The transcript has 2 exons.